Pogona vitticeps (central bearded dragon) is the source of this 1879-nucleotide messenger RNA. RefSeq names its product bone morphogenetic protein 2. The record is from RefSeq and is a predicted model, not a curated record. Lineage: Eukaryota; Metazoa; Chordata; Lepidosauria; Squamata; Agamidae. Gene Ontology annotation, cellular component: extracellular region. Gene Ontology annotation, molecular function: cytokine activity; growth factor activity.
GCGAGGCAGGAAGGAGUGCAGCCAUUGCCAAGGACGACUGGGAGAUGCCCACAGGACGACGAGGGCGCCGUCUUGGCAUGGGGGACCCAGAACAGACACCGGUGGGGGGAAAGGCGUGAAGACCAGAAGCUGCAAAGGAGAGACCACUGGGACAGGAAAGAAAGGGGAAAAUGGGUUCUUGCCAACCUCUUCAACUUUUGCAAUUCCAUCAUGGUUUCUGGUAAACUGCCUGCCCUGUUGAUUCCACUCAUUCCUCUCAUCUUCUGUGGAUCCAGAGGCUCCCAGGCAGUGACUCCUGGAAUCAGCACACAUGACACGAAGGAGGCACCCAUCCAGGCCCUCCAGACCAUCUUGUUAAGACGCCUGGGCCUCCAGAAGCGCCCGGAGCCCAAACCAGGCCUUGUGAUUCCCCAGUACCUGUUGGAUCUGUACCAGUUCUGCUUAGGGAAACCUCCUCCCUCCCUCCAAGACACGGACAUUCCCUUCCUGGAGGAGCAAGCCGGAAGAGCCAACACCGUGAGGACGUUCCACCAUAUUGAGACUCUGGAUCUGGUCUCUGAAGCAGUAGGGAGUUCCUUCUACUUCUUGUUCAAUCUCACCUUGCUGCCAGCUGACGAGGUGGUGACUGCCCUCGAGUUACGGCUCUACCAUUCAGAGAAGGAAAGCAAGGGUUUCCAGAUCAACGUCUAUCACGUGAUGGAUCCCCCACCCAUUUCUGGAAACAAGAGCAGGCUCCUUGCUCAGAAAUUCUUGGCUCUCAGCCACCCCAAGUGGGAAGGUUUUGAUGUGACCGCAGCUUUCACAAAAGCCAAGGACCAGAAACGUCACCUUGGUUUUCUCAUUGAAGUGGAACCCCCAAAUAGUAGCCAUGUGCCCCAGCACCACCGCGUCCCGCUUCGAGCAAGACGGUCUCCUGGAGAGGAAGAGACUCAGUGGGCUCUGGAAAGGCCUCUACUGGUCACCUAUAGCCACGAUCAAAGGGGGCAGCCUCUGAGCCGGGGAAAAAGACACAGCAGAAGCCAGCUUGGCAGACUGUCUCAGAAAGGAGGCAGAAAAACUACACAUGUCCCCACCUCUAGGAGCAAACCCAAAAACCUGAAACCCAAGACCAAGGCCAACACAAAGUGCCGAAGGCACCGCCUCUUUGUAGAUUUCAAGGCAGUUGGGUGGAACGACUGGAUAGUUGCCCCCAGUGGCUACCAUGCUUUCUACUGCUCUGGGGAAUGCCGCUUCCCACUAGCUGACCAUAUGAACUCCUCCAGUCAUGCUGUGGUGCAGACAAUGUUAAAUUCCGUCAACUCCAAAGUCCCCAAGCCAUGCUGCGUUCCAACAGACCUCAGCCCCAUUGCGAUGCUCUACUUGGACCAACAUGACAUGGUGGUCCUUAAGACCUACCAGGACAUGGUGGUGGAGGGCUGUGGGUGCCGGUAGGAACACUCCCUCUGUCAACACCGAACAUUUUCGGCUAGCCAAAGAGAGUAACAGACAGCAGGCUUUGGCAGAAAUACUUCUUCAUACAACACAAAGCAUAUAUGGAAGCCCACCACAAAAGGUGGAGGGGGGAGAGGACAUUCACUGAGGACAUUACUAGGUGCUAAGUGGAACGCUGCAGUACAGAGACAGUACACCUCUGAAUAUCAGACUUGGAGGUGAGGGGAGGACUUAAGCAAAGGUUGCAAGAGUGGUAGAGGUCUAGACAUUUGCAACUGGAAAUAGAAGGACUCUAGUAUGACUUAGCAAUGCAAUUCUUUUGCUCUUACAAAAUCCCAUGAGUAAAUCCUAAGCCUUCUCUGUAUAGAUGGUUUGACUAAUAUUUGACACCGUUUUUAGAAAUUGUGAUAACCCUUAAUUGAACCAUAAAUAAAAUCUAUCAUAUUAA